Centruroides sculpturatus (bark scorpion) is the source of this 1238-nucleotide messenger RNA. Its product is annotated as desumoylating isopeptidase 2-like. The coding region runs from base 227 to 748 and encodes 173 amino acids. NCBI's taxonomy places the organism in Eukaryota, Metazoa, Arthropoda, Arachnida, Scorpiones, Buthidae. Gene Ontology annotation, molecular function: deubiquitinase activity. The transcript has 6 exons. Gene Ontology annotation, biological process: protein deubiquitination. The record is from RefSeq and is a predicted model, not a curated record.
GUGAACUAAAGUCGGGAAGUUUCUAUGUUUUGAUUUUUGCGCCAAUUUAUGAUGUUAUUUUGAAAAAAUAUUAAUGUAUUAAUAAUGAUGUUUUGUUAUUUAUGUAUUUUUAAACAAAGGACGGCAAUGGAGUCAAGUUAAGAAAGUAAAAAAACGUCUUACCAUACUAAAUGAUUGAAAAGCAGAUGUGAUUGGAUUUAAAAUUCAGUAGAGGACUCUACUCAUUAUGGCAAGAGAACCUGUAAUUUUAAAUAUUUAUGAUAUGUAUUGGAUGAAUGAAUACACUUCACCACUUGGUUUGGGUGUUUUUCAUUCUGGAGUUCAAUUAUAUGGCACUGAAUUUGCUUAUGGAGGUCACCCUUUUCCUAUUUCUGGAAUUUUUGAAAUCAAUCCAAGAGAUGCAGAUGAUUUAGGAAAACAGUUCAGAUUCAAACAGUGUGUAUGUCUUGGUCACACAGAUUUUACAGAAGGUGAUGUUCGACAACUUGUUGAAGGAAUGGGAAACGAAUUUCGAGGUGAUCAGUAUCAUCUCAUGACGAAAAAUUGUAAUCAUUUCACAAACGCUCUCACACAGAUACUUUGUGGUACCACAAUUCCUUCCUGGGUGAACCGUUUAGCCCACAUUAGCUCAAGAGUUCCCUUCCUACAGCGUUGUUUACCUAGGGAGUGGCUUACACCUAUCGCACUACAGGCUACCCUCCAGGAAAACAUGGAAAACCAAACUGAAAAUGAUCAUCAUCGGCUUUGACGUCACAAUAUAUUAAAAAUGGUUAUUGAAGUCUUCAAUCUGCCAAAUGAUUUCAAACUAUUUUCACUGUGCCUGUACACAGACUUCAUUGCCAAUACUGUGUCAAAGCAUUGUUUUUUGGAAACAAAUCUACAAAGUAGAAAAUUUUUUAUUGAAAUGAUUGUUGUAUAAAUUAUGCCAAUAUCCAUAUGAAAAUUCCUCUCUCCUAUAGAUUGUUGAAUGGUCCAUUGCUUCUUAUAGAAUAUGAGUGUUAUGAGAGUUUAUUGUGUACAGCAUUAUUAACAUAAAUGAGAAUGAAAGAGACUAGUCCUUGCCUUCCGGUAAAGUUUUAAUGUUUGUGUCAUCUGUUUAUUCUUGACGAAUUCAAGAAAUUGUGGCAGCUCAAAUUGUUGGAUUUUUUUCCCUCCAGCAAAUAUAUGAGUAUUUAAAGAAUCUCAAAUACUGUUAUAUUGACAAAUAUGUAUUGUCUUUAUCAUCUAUAUACUUCAUU